Messenger RNA from Carassius auratus (goldfish), 3735 nucleotides. Its product is annotated as thyrotroph embryonic factor-like. Gene Ontology annotation, molecular function: DNA-binding transcription factor activity, RNA polymerase II-specific; RNA polymerase II cis-regulatory region sequence-specific DNA binding. The record is from RefSeq and is a predicted model, not a curated record. The transcript has 5 exons. The coding region runs from base 1132 to 2064 and encodes 310 amino acids. NCBI's taxonomy places the organism in Eukaryota, Metazoa, Chordata, Actinopteri, Cypriniformes, Cyprinidae. Gene Ontology annotation, cellular component: nucleus. Gene Ontology annotation, biological process: regulation of transcription by RNA polymerase II.
UUCUGGGACAGUAUGAUUCUGUCAUUUGUAUUAAAUACAAUCGUGAAAUUGGGACUUAAAAUGUAAAUGUGAUGACGCAGAUCUUCUUAAAUCCUCUUAAAUGUUAAAGGUGCAAUCGUAAAUGAAAUGUGCAAACAAUACACAAAAAUAUGUCUACAUUGCAGUCUCUGAUUGCUACAUUGAUUUGUAAUGUAUCUUAUUGUCUAUAUGACAUAAAAAAUAUAAAGCAUUAAACAUGACCGAGUAACAUAAAUUUCAUAUCGCCUGCAGUAAACAAGGCAAGAUUCUACACGUGAAAGGCGCGAUAUUUUUGCUGCUUCGUGAUUGGUCCGUGUGUAAACCGUGCGUGCCAUGAGUGCACGUGCGAGGUCAUGUGCCAAAACCUAACCAGAGAGACUGAAUGCGAUACGGGCGAGCGGUUCUCCCGCGAGACAUGAGCUAAUUAGGUACAAUGACAAGGCAUAUUUUUGUUGUUAUGCCUGAUACUUGUUGUAUUAAUAAUGCUGACUAAGUUAAGUUUAAAAAAAGUGGCCUUUAUGGUCACUCGUACUAUUAAAGCGAUUUUAUUUGGAAUGAAUUGGUAAAAGUGCAAAAGGCAUGCGAUUUUAAAGCUUUAUAUGGAAUUUAUGCCCACACUUAAAGCCCCACUGUUUCAGUGUAAUGAAUGUAUCUAUUUGGGUCUCGUGAUACAUUUUUCUAAUAUAUUUGUGAAAAUAAAACCGUUUUGACCGACAACAAAUGUGGAGUCAACAAAUGUGGAGUCGACGAGCCCUUGCUGUACUACUAACCAUAGAGUGACACGCCUCUGUGUCGUCACGCCUAAUUAAUUAUUCAUGGAGGACAUCGCAACCAACCUAUCAGCGUUUAAAAAACGUUUCUUUCCACCCCCUACAAAGGGGCACGGUUUACGUGCAUAAUAAAACACUUCUGCAGCUAACUGGAAAAUCGGGUCAAACACAGAAGUCUGAAUAGAGAGUUGUCAACCGGCGAGGUCAUUUCAGAUUAGAUUUUUCUUUUUUGAGUACACGAGAAACUGAAAAGAUUAACAUCUAUUUCUAGGUUAAACUAGGGAUUUCAGGUUGUCUUUAAAGUUACGCUGUUCUUACGCGCGGCACGAAAGCGUCGGUCAAAAUGGACGUGGUCCCUGUUUCCGUCACGUUGGACGUAGGCACUGAUACUCCAGCUGCUUUUCCAGUAGUUUUAAAGAAUAUAAUGGAAAUUCCGCCACCGAAUCUUCUAGAAGGCGACGACGAAAAUGAUAAAGAGAAGCUCUUCGAGGAUGUUGACUCUGAAGGGGUCAGUGGAAUGGGACCAUCAGCUGCCUUAACCCCUGCCAUCUGGGAAAAGACCAUUCCCUAUGAUGGCGAGACCUUCCACCUGGAAUACAUGGAUCUGGAGGAGUUUCUCAUGGAGAAUGGCAUUCCUGUCACUGGAGAGGAGGGUCAGAAAAAGGAUCCAGAGGAAGAAAACUUACAGCCGACGACUGAAAGAUCAUCCACGACAUCUGCUAGUAAAACCGCCGCAGAAAUCUCUCUUAUGCCACUCAUGGAACUGGAUCAGUGUGAGGAGGAAGUGGUCACAAUUACGGCAUCCAGCUCUAGCUCAACAGACAGCAAAUCAGAUGAGGACCGUGUGACGCCAGAGCCCAUUAAUCCAGACGAUAUUGUGGUAGACAUUAACUUCGAGCCGGAUCACACAGAUCUUGUGCUGUCCAGUAUACCUGGAGGUGAACUGUUCGACCCUCGCAAACAUCGCUUCUCCGAGGAGGAGCUGAAGCCUCAGCCUAUGAUCAAGAAGGCAAAGAAAGUGCUUGUGCCUGAGGAACAGAAGGACGAGAAAUACUGGCAUCGGAGGAAGAAGAACAACAUUGCAGCCAAGCGUUCACGAGAAGCCCGGCGGCUGAAAGAGAAUCAGAUCACAGUACGAGCAGCCUUUCUGGAGCGAGAGAACUCUGCUCUGAGGCAGGAAGUGGCAGAGUUACGCAAGGACUUUGGGCGCUGCAAGAACGUUGUGGCACGCUAUGAAGCCACAUACGGACCACUUGCAUCGACUGAAGACAUCUAAACAAUUAUUGAUUUAUUUGCAUUUUUGAAAGGCAAAAAAUUAAUAAUGGUGUGGAAUGAAGAGGAGGAAACUGGAGAUAAGUGAAUAUGUGAUUAAAACUGUACAGUUAAGUGAUGGUCUUAAAUCUUUAACAGUCACUUAUAUCAGCAUAUCCCUUUCAGUGUAAUCUUACUUCAUUGCAAAAGCACUGAAAGAGCAACAGCUUUUAAAAGUGUGUUUUGUUGUUGUAAUGCACCAGUGUAGAAGAGGCCUUUCCUUACCUGUUCUUGUUUUAUAAUAUCUAAGUAGUUUUAGAGUGUGAAAUAAUUUGCAUUGGAAGUCUCUGGUCUUUAUUCAUAAAGAAUCACUGGCAUUGACUUCAAUUUACUUUCUUAUGUAUCUUCAGUUUGUAUAUCUUCGAAUUCUUUGAACAAGUACAUCAAUUCAAAAAAUUUCCUUUGGCAAAUUUGGUACAGGGUACCAAGUGGUGCAUUUUGCCUGCAAAAGGAGAAAUAAAAGGCUUUUAUUGAAAUAAGGGGAGAAUGUAUCACAUUAAAACUAAAAAUGAAAACAAAACUGUAAAAAGGAAAUGUAAAUGUUUUGUCAUUACUGUCAGUAAGUGCUAGAAUUCCGCAGAACCUGUAACUGAAAAUAUGUGCUCUGUAUAUUUGCAAAACCUACAAAUAUUUCGAUAGUGUCUUUCAUAAUAGAUCUUCUAAAAUCAAAACUUGUUUACUUCAUAGUGGUAGUUUGCCAUUUCUGGGACUCGUGCAGGUCAGUUUAUGUACGGUAAUAACGAACUGUACAUGUGACGGAUCUUGUAUCUGCUUAGAACUUAGCAAAACGCUUGAAGUGGUGAUAUAGGAGUUUUUUCAUAUGUAUCAUAUGAUAUAUAUUUUUUCAGAUAACUUCAAAUACUUUACAAAAAUGGCUUUGCAGUGUGAACCACACCAUUCAUAGUUUAAUAUGAACCCAUAAGUGUCCUCAGAAGAGUGCUUGUUUAUAAAGGACGCUAGUGUUACAUAUCAGAAACUAAACUCAAACCUCUCGGAAGGGCAUCAGACCCCUGCUUGCAGCUUUCCUGAUUUUCAGGCUCAUAUUUUGUGCAACUUGUCUCUGUCAUUUUGAAACCUAUCAUCUUGUGCCCUCCAUUCAUGGUUGUUCAAAGAAAGUUUGGCUGACGUUUAUAACCAGGUUUAAUUAUGCAAAACUCACGUGUCCUUAUCAUGUGUUUUGUGGAAAGUGAAACUGAUAUGUAACAUAAUCUUGACCAAAGCUAACUUUGAUCGAACGCAGAAUGACUCGUGUUUAAACAAAUUUGUGGUCUGUAGAGACUUUUUUUUUUAAGUGCUCUAUGGUUUGUCAUUUCUCCUCGAGCUUCCUUUCUGAAAAGUGAGAUGUGAGAUGAGGGACAAGACAAUAAAAUGCAAUGGAGCUUGAAGACUGUUCUGAAAGGAAUAGUGACUGUUCCUGAUAAGACGUGUUUCUUCUGUUGAACUAGAAGAAAACUCAGUUGCAUAUAUGAGAUGUCAACUUUGUUGCAGUAAAGCUUUGUUUUGUCAAAUUUGAAUGUUUUUCAAAUUGUUACUGUUCUUUUGCGAGGAUUGAAGUCUUAUCAAGCAUUUCUUGACUUGUAAAUGUUGUCGGUGUCUUGCUUUUUUGUGUUGUACAUAUUAAAGAAUUUAAAAAUGU